This is a messenger RNA of Rotaria socialis, 225 nucleotides long. NCBI's taxonomy places the organism in Eukaryota, Metazoa, Rotifera, Eurotatoria, Philodinida, Philodinidae. The record is from the annotation of a GenBank genome assembly.
AUGUGGACUUUUCGCAGGCGUCAACGGGGGCGAUGUGCAAUGCCCGCGCCUCGACCUGGAGCAUUAGCGUUCCUGAUCGCUAAUGCAUCCGUGGCAGAUCGAACAAAUGAUGAUGAGAAUAUAGAAGCUGAAUAUCAUUACGAAGAUGAUGGUCCACCAGCAAAACAAUUGAAAAAGAAUCAUUCAGGUGAUAAAGAUUCAUCAUCAUCAACUAAUAAAAACUAA